Panonychus citri (citrus red mite) is the source of this 1709-nucleotide messenger RNA. RefSeq names its product damage-control phosphatase ARMT1-like. The record is from RefSeq and is a predicted model, not a curated record. The transcript is spliced from 4 exons. Gene Ontology annotation, biological process: DNA damage response. Lineage: Eukaryota; Metazoa; Arthropoda; Arachnida; Trombidiformes; Tetranychidae. The coding region runs from base 204 to 1535 and encodes 443 amino acids. Gene Ontology annotation, cellular component: cytoplasm; nucleus. Gene Ontology annotation, molecular function: phosphatase activity.
CCAUCAAUUAACUCGUGAAAAUGUUCUAUUUGAUUUGAAACGAAUUAAAUGUCAACAGUUAACUUGGUGGUAAAUAUAAGAGAAUAAUUGAUUGUUCAGAGAAAAGAGAAAACAAAAAUAAAUCAAAUUGGAAAAAGAAAAAUUGAAAAAUUUUGUACAAUUAUAAUUUAACGAUAACUGAUUAGUGAUAAUACUCUUAGAUCAUGACAACAAUACCCGAGCCAAUCGCUCCUGUUGAUAAAUCAUGUUUUGCCUUUCACACAAUCAGUGAAAGAUUACCCGAAAUUCUGGUUAAAGGAUUGGACUAUUUUCGACGAGCAUAUUCAUCCUUUAUUACGGUCCAACAUUUGAAUCUUAAUCAGGAAGAGAAGGUUAAUAUUGAAGAAGAAGCAAAAUCAAUAUUAGGACAAUUCUCAAAGUUACGAUAUGAGAUGAUGACCGAUAAACAAUUAAUCCUAUUAGAUGAUAAUGGUGAUGAUAUUUCAAUUUGGAAUCGAUAUUUUAAUUCAUGGACUGAGAAACUUGGAUCAUGUCCAACAUAUUAUUCAAUUCCAUGGCUUUACUCUGAAUGUUACAUGUACCGACGAGUACGUGAAAUUUUUGCUCGAAGUAAAUAUUUCACUAAAUUCGAUCCAUUUUUUGAACAAAAGCGAAAUGCCCUGAAACAAUCAAUGAAGGCAACAAUCAUGUUAGGUGAAUAUGUUUCUCGAUUGAAAGUCUCAUCGGAAUCGUUAAAAGAUGAAACAAUUAAAAUGUUUGAAAUUUCGCUUUGGGGCAAUAAAUGUGACCUUUCACUGACCGCUGGUGAAGAUUGUUCUCAAACCUCUAGUCCGUUGGACGAUCUGUCCAAAAUCCGACCUAAUAUACUCAUUAAUGAUAGUGAACACUUAUGGUCAUCAAUCAAGAAUCUGAUCUCAUCUUCAUCUUCAAAACCUUGUCUCGAUAUUGUUUUGGACAAUGCUGGCUUCGAACUGUUUACCGAUCUAUGUUUAGUUGAAUUUCUUCACUCAUCUGGCCUUUUACCUGUCGAUAAAUGUACAGUUCGUUGGUACGUUAAAACUAUCCCAUGGUUUGUUUCCGAUGCUCUAAGAUACGAUUUCCUUUGGACAAUUGACCAUCUGAUCGAGUGUAAAGAAUCACCUUUACUUCAAUCAUUAGGCAACAAGUGGAAAGGUUAUAUUACCAACGGAACUUGGAUGAUUGUUGAAGAUCAAUUUUGGACUCUUCCGUACGAUUUUUCGAGCAUGAGAACUGUCAGUCCAUCUUUGUACUCACAAUUAUCACAGGCUAAACUUUUAAUUUUUAAAGGUGAUCUUAACUAUCGUAAACUUGUCGGCGAUUUAGCCUGGGAAAAUACAACUCCCUUCGAGGUCGCUCUUCGAGGUUUCCAUCCCACUGAUCUUUGUACACUUCGAUCAAUUAAAGCUGAAGUUUGUGUUGGAUUUAAAGACGAGUCCCAAUGGUCAUCAUUACCUGGCGAUUGGAUGAGAUCUUCUGAUUUCGCUGUUAUUCAAUAUUUAGCUAAAAAAAGCUAAAAUCGCAAUUAAACAAUUGAUCAGCUAAUCAAUUGAUCUUUUAAUUGUUCAAUAGCUUUGUUAAAACAAAUCAUAGUUAAAUGAUUAACUCAAUCAAACUGCCUUAAACUUUAGCUCUUCAUCAAAAGUGUACUAUUAAUAAAUUAACUAAUGAUCUAAUUGUGUAACAAUUAA